AUGCUCCCCGCGCCGAUACCUUCCGCGGUCACUACCCGGACGAGAGCCGUCCCCCGCGGCGCUAGUCCCUCGGGGAGCAGCGGCGCAGCGUCGAGCAAGCGCGUUGGCGCUGCAUGGGGGAAGAAGCGCGGGGCCUUGGGGGGGCGCACGAGCGUGCAGAGGGUAUCGGCGGGGGCAGGCUCCGCCGCGGGAGUGGAGGGCGCGAGACGGGCGCAAGCGGAGGAAAGCGAGGAGGAAGGGGAGGGCGUGGCGACGAUGGGCGACCUCAUGGACAUGGUUCGCGACGCCGAGCAAACCUUCCACCUGCCAGCAAUCGACCACUGCAGCCUACGCUGUGCUCCCUCCCUUGCCGCUUGUUCAUCUUUACUCUAUCCGCUGUCCCUGCUUUGCUUCGUCGUUCCACUCUCCUCCGCUCACACGAUGUACCACUUUUUUCCCUUGCUCCUCCCGCCGCCAUCAGACGUGCAGCAGCUGAACGCCCUGCAUGCCGCGGCGUUAUCGGAGCUUGCAAAAGCGAGUACGCGGAGGGAGUCCUUGCAGGAGCAGGUGAAGCUCAUGGGCGCGCGUCUCGAAGGCACGCAGCGCCAGCUGCAACUGCUGGGCUUCGCGGAGGGCGAUUCGGACGAGGGGAGACGCGCGGUUGUCGAGGCGGGGGAAGGCGAGGGGGCGCAGCAGCGCGAGCGGCAGCAGAGGAAGCGGGAGCAGGAGCUGGAAGCGCAGGUGGCGGCGGCGCAGCGGCGACUGGAGGAGAAGGUGGUGGUGCGCAACCGGAUUACGGAGCUGCGCCGCGAGGUGGUGAGACUGCAGCAGCGCGCGGCGCAAGGCGCGAUGAUGGGGGAGAGGUUGAGGCACGCGGAGCGGCAGCAGGCGGAGCUGGAGACGACGCUCGAGGGCGCGCGGGGCGAGGAGAGGCGCGCGCGGGAGAGGGGCGAGGAGGUGGAGAGGCGCAUGGGGGCGGAGGUGGCGGCGGUGCGCGAGCAGGUGGAGCGCAUGGAGCGGGACCUGGCGGGGCUGGCGCACGUGCAGCGGGAGCUGGGGCAGGUGGCGGAGGAGAACGCGCAGAUGGAGGGCGAAGUGGCGCGGCUGAAGGAGGAGCUGGCGGAGCGGGAAACGGAGGCGCAGUCGGCGGCGUGGGCGCAGGAGGGCGAGGUGCAGCUGAUGCGCGCGCAGCUGCUCAAGGACGUGGGCGAGUGGCAGGAGCGCGCGUGGGGGGAGGCGGAGGCGCGGGAGAGUGCGGAGGAGGAGAGGGGGAAACGGCAGGAGGCGGUGGCGGCGCUGCGGGAGGUGGCGGAGAGGCAGGAGAAGGUGCUGCAGCGCGCGCUGAGGCAGCUGCAGGUGAAGCUGGGCGAGGCCGUGGAGUGGCGCGACGACGUCGUGAAGGAGGCCGUCAGGGACAAGGAAAGAGCCAUCGCGUCGCUCCGCGCCACGCUGCAGAUGCUGCAGGGGCGCGAGGAGGAGCGCGCGGGGGAGGUGGCGCAGGCGGAGGAGCAGGCGGAUGGGCUGCAGGAGCAGCUGGCCGCGGCGGAGUUGGCAGCGGAGGAGUGGGGGCGGGAGAGGGCGCGGGUGCGCGAGGUGCACUCGAGGGAGGCGGAGGCAGCGGGGCAGGCGGCGGAGGAGGAGGCGCGGAUGGUGGUGGAGGGCAUGCGCGCCAUGGAGCGCGCGCGCAUGGACGUGGCGGCGCAGGUGGCGGCGCUGAAGGGCGUGGUGGAGGAGCGGGAGAGGAGCCUCGCGGAGGAGAGGCGGCAGAGGGAGGAGUUGGGGGAGCAGCAAGGGGCGCUGCAGCGGGAGGUGGAGAGCGCACAGGCGCGGCUGAGCGACGCGGAUAGCUCGCGGGAAGAAGCAGAAGCGCACGGGAGGGAGCGGCUGGGGGAGGUGGAAGCUGAGGUGGCAGUGGUGGUGGCGCGGGAGGGGGAGCUGGGGUGGGUGGAGGCCGAGCUGGAGAGGUUGAGAAACGAAGCAGCGCGGUUUGCAGCGGUGAUGGAGGAUUCUGAUCGGUUGGAGGCGUGGGCUGGUGAGACAGGGCGGAGGAACGAGGAGCUCCGGCAGGCGAUUAUGGAGAGCAGGGAGAGGGCGGCGGGUGUAGAGGCGGAGCGAGGGGCGGAGUGGGCAGAGCGGCAGGCGGAGAGGGAGGAGUGGGCGCGGGUGGAGGCGGAGCGGGAGGAGCUGGCGGGGGCGAUCGAGUCCCUCAGGGCGCAGGUGGUGCGCGCGGACGAGAGCAUGCAGGCGCAGCAGCAGCUGCACGACGCGCAGGCCCGCGCCUUCCAGGAAGGGCUGGCAGCCGCGGCGGCGAGUGCGGAGGCGUACCAGGAGCAGGAGGAGGCGGGGCGCGCGGAGAAGGAGCGGAUGGAGCGCAAGGCGCGGUGGGGCAAGGUGGUGCCGGCGGGCGAGCUGGCGUGGGAGUACUGGAGCACGCUGCUGCUCACCGUGGACCAGCUGCUGCUGCACCGCCACCUCGUGCCUGAUGACGCGCGCAAGCUGAGGGCCAUGGUGUGGCGCCGCAGCGUGCGCGUGCAGGAGGCGUGGGAGUCCGUGGGGGGCGCCCAGGUGGUGCAAGCCGCGCUGGAGAGUGGCGGGUCGCAGGGGGAAAGGCGAGCGGGUGCAGUGGGGGUGGAGGAUGCAGUGGUGGCGGCAGCGCUGAGAGGCGUGCUAGAGGAUGAUCCCAAGGACAGCAGGCGCCCCCUGCACGUGGUGCACAUAGCAGCAGAGAUGGCCCCCGUCGCCAAGGUGGGAGGGCUGGCAGACGUGGUGACGGGGCUGUCACGCGCGUUGCAGCAGCGGGGCCAUCUGGUGGAGGUGGUACUGCCCAAGUACGACUGCAUGGACUACUCACGCAUCCUAGACCUCAAGCACGUGCCAGUGGAGUUUUCCUGCUACUUUGACGGCCAGCAGCACCCCUGCAAGAUAUGGCGCGGCAUCGUGGAAGGCUUGCCGGUGUACUUCUUGGAGCCACAGCACCCGGCGCGGCUGUUCUGGAGGGGCGCCUUCUACGGCUGCUCCGACGACUUCCGGCGCUUCUCCUUCUUCUGCCGCGCGGCCCUCGAGUUCCUCGCCGCCUCGGGCAAGCGCCCUGAUAUCAUCCACACACAUGACUGGCAGACCGCUCUCGUGGCGCCACUGUACCACGAUGUGUUGAUGCCGUGGGGCUUCACCUCAGCGCGCCUGGCGUUCACGUGCCACAACAUGGAGUACCAGGGCACCGACGCCCCGCCCGCCCUCGCUGCAUGUGGGCUGGACCCCGCACGCCACAACACGGUGGAUGGCAUGCGCGACCCCAAUGCAGGCAACCGCAUCAACGUGCUCAAGGGAGGCAUAGUGUACUCGGACAUGGUCACCACCGUGUCACCCACAUACGCCAUGGAAGUGCGCGGACCCGAGUACGGGCGAGGGCUGCAGGGGGUGCUGCAGCAGCACGCGGGCAAGUUCCGCGGAGUGCUGAACGGCAUCGACAACGUGGCGUGGGACCCCAGCACCGACCCCCUGCUGCACCAACACUACACCGCACAGGACGCCGUGCACGGCGGCAAGCCCGCCAACAAGGCGCACCUGAGGGCGCUGCUGGGGCUCAGCGACCAGGGCAGCGAUGCCCACAAGCCGCUGGUGGUGUGUGUGACGCGGCUGGUGCCGCAGAAGGGCGUGCACCUCAUCCGGCACGCCAUCUUCAGGGCCAGGGAGCGAGGUGCACAGUUCGUGCUGCUCGGCUCCAGCCCCGUGCCUGACAUCCAGCGUGACUUUGAGGGCAUAGCGGCGCAGAUGGCGGGCAGUGGGGACGUGAGGCUGGUGCUCAAGUACGAUGAGAACCUCUCCCACCUGCUCUUCGCCGCCGCUGACCUCGCCAUCAUCCCCUCCAUCUUCGAACCCUGCGGCCUCACCCAGCUGAUCGCCAUGCGCUAUGGCGCCAUCCCCCUCGUGCGCAGAACAGGCGGACUGGCCGACAGUGUGUUUGACGUGGAGGACAGCUCUGUGCCCAUGGACAGCCGCAACGGCUUCUGCUUCACCAAGGCUGACGUGCAGUCAUUCAACGGGGCAUUUGACCGCGCCAUCUCGAGCUACUACGAGCGGCAGGAGUGGUGGCAGGAGCUGGUGGUGCGGACUAUGAACAUGGACUUUGGAUGGGGUCAAUCCAGCGAGCAAUACGAGGAGCUCUACUUGAACUGCUUGCCUGCACGCGUGCAUGACUGA
Molecule: messenger RNA, 4179 nt
Organism: Closterium sp. Naga37s-1
Lineage: Eukaryota; Viridiplantae; Streptophyta; Zygnematophyceae; Desmidiales; Closteriaceae
Source: the annotation of a GenBank genome assembly